Messenger RNA from Rhincodon typus (whale shark), 3393 nucleotides. RefSeq names its product protein kinase C-binding protein NELL2-like. NCBI's taxonomy places the organism in Eukaryota, Metazoa, Chordata, Chondrichthyes, Orectolobiformes, Rhincodontidae. Bases 547 to 2898 code for a protein of 783 amino acids. The transcript is spliced from 19 exons. Gene Ontology annotation, molecular function: protein binding; calcium ion binding. The record is from RefSeq and is a predicted model, not a curated record.
CGAGGCUCUCUCUAAUCUUGUUUCAAAGUAUCCUGGCUCUGGGGCUGGAGAAGAGCCACUCUUAGGCGCCCCAAGGCAAGCAGCUGGAUAGAUUUAGAAAGAUCUCUGGAUGCUUCCUCCUUGUUGAGAUCUCCGCUCCUGUGAGGAAUUCACAAGGGGCUAUAAACUGAACUGCCAGUUGUUUUCUCUCUCUCUCUCUUUCUAGUUGCAACAGAACAGUGUGACUGCCAACAGCGCUGUGAAAAAGCAUCAGAGCCUCAGACAGAAGACAUUGACUCCAGUUUGCUGACAGCCACCAGUACUGCCCUGGCCGAGAGCAAAACCCCCCCACGCCCCCGUGUCUGUGUCCGGAUUUCCUAGCGAUGCUGUGAAGCUGGGGAUGUGUUGCUGAUGGUCUCCAGAGUCUUUCUGUCUCCUCAGGACCAAGUCUCCACUUCAGCCGCGUUCUUGGAGCUCGCUUGCAGUCCUGAGCAAUCCUGACCGAGGAGAAAGAACCGGGAGAUGAUGGACUAGGAGCUCACUCACACACACAUACACCCACACGCAAUGGCACCCGCGAUCUUCAGGACUCUCCUCGCACUUUUUCACAUCGCCCAAGUUUCAGGAUUUGGCGUUCAUCCAACCCAGGAAAUUGACGUUUUCGCCGCAUUGCAACUCAGUGAUUCAACCGACGGCAUCGUCCAGGUCCUAGGAUUCCACAAUGGAAGCCGGGCGUUUCUAUUCCAAGAUACUGCCAGAAAUUUAAAAGCGUCUCCAUCUACAGUUGAACAUAUUUUUCAGAGGCUGAGAUACACUCAUGAGUUUACUGUUCUGAUUACACUGAAGCAGGUCCACUAUAAUUCAGGAGUCUUCCUGUCUAUUCAUCAUUCAGAUAAGAGGUAUCUGGAGGUGGAGAGUAGCGGCCAUCGGAAUGAAGUUCGUUUUCACUAUCAAUCUGGCAGCCAUCAGUCUCACACAGAGGUCUUCCCAUAUGCUUUGGCUGAUGGGCAGUGGCAUCGUGUUGCCUUGGUCAUCAGUGCAUCUCACUUGAUUUUAUAUGUGGACUGUAACAAGAUUUAUGAACGAGUUAUUGAAAGGCCCAGUAUGGAUAUUCCAAUUGGCUCAACAUUUUGGUUAGGACAAAGGAACAAUGUUCAUGGCCUUUUCAAGGGCGUGAUGCAGGAUGUGCAGAUUCUCCUGAUCCCACAGGGAUAUAUUACUCAAUGCCCUGACCUCAAUCGCACCUGCCCAACAUGCAAUGACUUCCAUGGACUUGUACAGAAGAUUAUGGAGCUCCAAGAUAUUUUAUCCAAGACAUCAGCAAAGCUAUCUUAUGCUGAGGAGAAGAUGAACAGUUUGGAUCAUUGUUACUGUGAGAAGAGCUGUAAGGUGAAAGACAGAGUCUACAGAGAGUCACAGUAUUGGGCCGAAGGCUGCAAGAAUUGCACAUGCAAGAAUGGAACAGUCCAGUGCAAGACAAUGAUCUGCCCCCCUGAGAUUUGUCCUCCAGGUAAUGCUCCAGUCUAUGUGGAAGGAAAAUGUUGCAAGGAAUGCCAACCUGUUUGUGUCCUUGGCAACAAGCUUUACUAUAAUGGGCAGAGGGUGACAGAAUGGAAAGCACCAGGAGAGUGCCGUCUCUUGGAAUGUAAGGGCAAAUCAAUGCAACGUGUUCAAUAUUCGAGCUGUCCUUCGCUGCCUUGCUCACGAUCAAAUCAAAUCUCCCUGACAAACAGCUGCUGUAAGGUUUGCAGAGGUAAUGACUUUUGUGCUGAUGGCCCCAAAUGCGUUGAGAAUUCUGAAUGUGUCAAUUUGGAGGCUGGUGCUAUCUGCAAAUGCAAAAGUGGCUUUACGCCUCUCCGUGAUGAUGAAGCCUACUGUGAAGAUAUUGAUGAGUGUGCCCAAAGUAAACACUACUGUCGAGAGAAUACCAUCUGUGUGAACGGCGCUGGGUCCUACAUCUGUAUCUGCAAAACGGGUUAUAUUAAGGUUGAUGACUACUCCUGUACAGAUCAUGAUGAAUGUAGCACAAAGCAACACAGCUGUGAUGAUAAUGCUCUGUGUUUUAACAUUGUUGGAGGUCACAACUGCAUCUGUAAACCAGGAUAUACGGGCAAUGGCACCCAUUGUGAGGACAUUGACGAAUGUGCGGAGGGCUUUGUUCAAUGUGACAGCCGUGCUAAUUGCAUAAACCUUCCUGGAUGGUACCACUGUGAAUGCAGGGACGGAUACCAUGAUAAUGGCCUGUUUGCAGCAAAUGGAGAGACAUGUGAAGAUAUCGACGAAUGUGGGACCAGGAGACACACUUGCACCAAUGACACUGUUUGCUUUAACCUGGAAGGAGGUUAUGAUUGUAGAUGUCCUCACGGGAAAAACUGUACCGGGGACUGUGUUCACGAAGGCAAAAUAAAGCACAACGGACAGAUCUGGGUUUUAGAAAAUGAUCGAUGCUCGGUCUGCUCAUGUCAGACUGGCUUGGUGCUGUGUCGACGGAUGGUCUGUGACUGUGAAAACCCUACAGUGGAUCUUUUCUGUUGCCCUGAGUGUGACCCACGACUAACCAGCCAAUGCCUGAAUCAAAAAGGAGACAUGACGUAUAAAAGUGGAGACUCUUGGGUACAAGACUGCCAACAGUGUCACUGUGUGCAAGGUGAGGUUGACUGCUGGCCUCUGCUGUGCCCAGAAAUCGAUUGUGAAUUUAGCACAAUCCCAGAGGGUGAAUGCUGCCCACAAUGCAUCACUGAUCCUUGUCAAGCUAACAAAAUCCGCAAUGAUAUCACCAAGACUUGCGUAGAUGAGCUUAAUUUGGUCCGCUUUACAGGAUCCUCAUGGAUAAAACAUGGCACGGAAUGUACUCUCUGCCAAUGCAAGAAUGGUCAUGUCUGCUGCUCAGUGGACCCUCAGUGCCUUCAGCAACUCUAAGCUGUAAAACACUCUGUAUAGCAUUUGUUGUGCCAUUUGUAUGGAAUUCCUGUCAAUUCUGCAGGGCAAGAGUUAACAUCAGUACAAAACUCUCUACAAGAACAACUUUCCUAUCAGAAAAUAAUGUUUAUACCAAAUACAUAUUUACGUUUAACCAAAACAGAAGCUGUUGUCAUCAAGAGGAAAUCACAUUAUAGCCAGGACUGAGAGUGUUGGAGCUAAAUCACAUGUGGCCAGUUUACAAAUGGAGAAGUCAUUUGAAAGCAAGUGCAAACUUGUUAGAUUGUAUGUGAAAAACAUGUUUUAACACCAAGUUUAGAAAGAAUAUAUGUACAAGCAUGACUAGACAGUAAGGAUCUCAAUGCAAGGGAAGUCUGGUAAUGUAUUUUUUUUUCUGUUGUUUGUUUGAAUUGAUGUUUCCCAGUUCCAAUGAUUGCUGACUUGCUUGUCUUAGUGCAAAUAUGUUGAAUUUAAAUUAAAACAAUUUUCAUUCAA